This is a messenger RNA of Pseudovirgaria hyperparasitica, 1584 nucleotides long. Its product is annotated as actin-like ATPase domain-containing protein. Lineage: Eukaryota; Fungi; Ascomycota; Dothideomycetes; Acrospermales; Acrospermaceae. Gene Ontology annotation, cellular component: mitochondrion; cytosol. The record is from RefSeq and is a predicted model, not a curated record. Bases 1 to 1584 code for a protein of 527 amino acids. Gene Ontology annotation, biological process: glycolytic process; glucose 6-phosphate metabolic process; intracellular glucose homeostasis. Gene Ontology annotation, molecular function: ATP binding; D-glucose binding; mannokinase activity. The transcript is spliced from 3 exons.
AUGGCUGACCCCCAGGCCAUCACGUACGACCAGACUGCACUCGACGAGGCCGUCAGACCGCUGACCUGGUUUCUGAAUACAACACAUUUGCACGAGCUUAGCACUGAAUUCACUGCAACGUACCGAGACCUGGCAAAAACCUCCACGGAACAUUUUCUGGCCACCCCUGUCACUGUUCUUCCGACUGGUCUGGAAUCUGGUCGCUAUCUUGCUAUCGAUGUUGGUGGCACGAAUCUACGUGUUGGUAUCAUCGAGCUCCUGGGCAACAUACCACUUCAGCGCAUUGCUGAGGCCGAAGAUGUAUCGACGGCCAAGAUUAUAAAGUCACAUGAUAAGACAUGGCCUAUUGUUGAUCACCUAAAGAUGGAUCAGGCCGAAGACCUGUUCUCUUGGAUUGGUGACUGCAUAGCCGAAGUCCUGACGGAUGCCCUCAGCGAUGCUUCGGAUGAGAACUUGUUCGGUAAAGAACUUCCACUUGGUAUCACUUUCAGUUUCCCCUUAGCACAAACAUCAAUGAAUGAGGGUAUAUUGAUGGGUAUGGGCAAAGGCUUCGCUAUCAAACAAGGACUUAGCCUAGGAGACCUUCUUCUCGACGGUUAUUCUCGGCACUGUGCUGACGCCAACGGGAACAUACAUAGGCUUCCCCGCCUGAAGAUCGCUGCCAUCACGAAUGAUACCGUAGCUACGUUCAGCGCUCUUGCCUACGCUACGAGAACAACAACAAAUAGCAAGACAACCAUGGGACUUAUUGUAGGCACCGGAUGCAAUGCCACUAUACCGAUGAAAUUGAAGUAUCUACAUGACGAUAAGAGAAGAGCGGCACCUCUCCCCAAGAACUUCGACUACGAAGACUCCAAGAUCGUUAUCAACACCGAAUGGACUAUUCGGGGCGCUGACGAACCGAUGAAAAAGUUAGGUGUCAUCACGUCUUGGGAUGAUGAUCUUAGUAGAAACUCUGAAGUCCCUGGCUUUCAACCAUUUGAAUAUAUGACCGCUGGACGUUACCUUGGCGAGAUGGUUCGCCUCGCCUUCAUCGACAUUACCACUAGGCACGCAACAAGCAAAUUUGAAUUUCCGCCUACGCUACUCGAAAAGAACGCCAUAUCCACCAACUUUCUUGCAACCUCCGUCGCUGAUGCAGACCCCGUACUCCUUACCAGCGUUCUGAACUCGACCUUCCCGCCUUCACAUCCUGCAUUUGCAUGGUCACCUCACCAUGCCGUACUCCUGAGUCGUAUUGCCCUCGCUGUUCAAGCACGUGCUUCAGCUCUCGUGGCAGCAGCAGUCAUAGGCCUACUAGGAUGUGUCGAGGAACUAGCCUUGGACGACUUUAAUGGCGAUCGCUUUUCCCGGGAGGGAAAUCCCGGACCUGGAGAACCAAAGUGCGAUAUGGUAGUUGCCUUUACGGGAAAGACCAUGGCUGGCUACCCGCUGUAUAGAAGCACUUGCCAACAUUGGCUGGACCAGCUUGUGCGGAACGGUUCGGCGCGAAAUAAAGGAAAGAGAGUCGUGCUGAAGGCUGCAAGUGAUGGAGGGAUUAUUGGCGCUGCAGUGCUCGCUGGAAUGAUGGUUAGUAGGACUUGA